CAGAUCACCCGCUGUGGAUCUUUGAGAUGCUCAAAAACAAGCUGACAGGUGAUUCUCAGUAUUCAGACCUACCAGUGUGUUAGGACUCGUCCCUCUCGUCAUCACUGGGCAGCCCAUGCACAUGCACGACACCAUGGGUAGCUCCCCCGAGGUGCUCUCGUGGACUUCCUGCCCUAGUCUGCUGGUGGGCAAGCUGAAGGAGGAGCUUAAACUCACUGUGGUUGGGGACGCCAUGAAGAAAUCGAACUCGCCCAACUCCCAACCCCAGCCUCCUCAGGCCCCUCUCUCUAGCUUACCUCCUCAGAUCAUCACGGACCUUGCCCCGCCGACACACCUGCCCGUUCCCCUGCAGACGCUGCAGACGCCCGGCCAGGACGAGGACUCUGUGUUGGGGGGCGUUAGCCCAGCAAACACGGCCUUGAGCGUGGACUCGACACGGAGCGAAGGCGGACACUUUGACAACAGCGUGCUGCAGCUGCAGGAACACGAGCACGAGGAAGCCGGGUCGCCGGCGUCCUGUGAGCAUGGCGGGUGUGGCAGUGGCAUGGAAGAGCAGACCGGAGAAGGAGACUGUCCCGUGGACCACAACGGAGAGGGGAGACCGAGCCACCCGCAUCACCCUGAUGACAUCAAGCUGCACUUCCAAAGAGCAGGGCCGGGGUCGGGGGGCUUCUUAGAGGGGCUGUUUGGCUGUCUUCGGCCUGUCUGGAACAUCAUAGGGAAGACGUACUCAACCGAAUACAAGCUACAGCAGCAAGACAUGUGGGAGGUUCCGUUUGAGGAGAUUUCAGAGUUGCAGUGGCUGGGCAGCGGAGCACAGGGAGCUGUCUUCUUGGGAAAGUUCCGCUCCGAGGAGGUUGCCAUUAAGAAAGUGCGAGAGCAGAAGGAGACGGACAUUAAACACCUGCGAAAACUGAAGCAUCCCAAUAUCAUCAGCUUCAAGGGUGUGUGCACCCAGGCACCUUGCUACUGCAUCAUCAUGGAGUACUGUGCCCAGGGCCAGCUGUAUGAGGUGCUGAGGGCGGGGAGGAAAGUGACCCCCAGACUCCUGGUGGACUGGGCCUCGGGCAUCGCCAGCGGCAUGAACUACCUACACCUUCACAAGAUCAUCCACAGAGACCUCAAGUCUCCCAAUGUUUUGGUUACCCACAACGACACUGUGAAAAUCUCCGACUUUGGAACGUCCAAAGAGCUCAGUGACAAAAGUACAAAGAUGUCCUUUGCGGGAACGGUGGCAUGGAUGGCCCCAGAAGUGAUAAGAAAUGAGCCCGUGUCUGAAAAAGUGGACAUCUGGUCAUUUGGAGUUGUUUUAUGGGAACUGCUCACCGGAGAGAUUCCCUACAAAGACGUGGACUCCUCUGCCAUCAUUUGGGGUGUUGGUAGCAACAGUCUUCACCUUCCUGUCCCCUCCACCUGCCCAGAUGGGUUUAAAAUCCUUAUGAAGCAAACAUGGCAAGGCAAGCCCAGGAAUCGGCCGUCGUUUCGUCAGAUUCUUCUACACCUCGACAUCGCCUCUGCUGAUGUUCUAGGAGCUCCUCAGGAGACCUACUUCAAGUCUCAGGCAGAAUGGAGGGAGGAAGUAAAGAAGCAUUUUGAGAAGAUCAAAAGCGAAGGCACCUGCAUCCACCGGCUGGACGAGGAGCUGAUCAGACGCAGGAGGGAUGAACUCAGGCAUGCGCUGGACAUCAGGGAGCACUACGAGAGGAAACUGGAGAGAGCCAACAACCUCUACAUGGAGCUCAGUGCCAUCAUGCUGCAGCUGGAGGUCCGAGAGAAGGAACUGAUGAAGAGAGAACAGGCAGUGGAGAAGAAAUAUCCCGGGACCUACAAGCGCCACCUGGUCCGACCCAUUGUCAGGUCCAACGCUGUGGAGAAGCUCAUCAAGAAGAAAGGAAGCAUUUCGCAUAAACCCGGGAUGCCCCCCACUAAAAGGCCAGACUUGCUUCGCUCUGAUGGCAUCCCCAGCGUUGACCCUCUCCCCUCCCCCUCACCACUGUCUGCCAGCCCAAAGGUCUCCACGCCUCCUGGCAAAGCCCGCUACCGAAGCAAGCCUCGUCACCGCCGCGCCAACAGCAAAGGCAGCCACAGCGAGUUCUCCGCCGUGCUGAAGCCUGUCACUGGGGCACCGGAGGAAACCCAGUCUCUCCAGGAGCAGACAUUCCACCAUCACCACCAUCACCACCACCACCUCCCACCCACCGAGGGGCCCUUCCUGCCCUUGAAAGGCCGCGAGGAGGCCGUUGUCAACUGUGCCAACAACCUGCGCUACUUUGGCCCCGCCGCCGCCCUCCGUAGUCCCCAGACUGACCACAUGCAGCGCCGCGUUUCUGGCUCCAGCCCUGACCUCAUUUCCACUGCUAUGGAUGCAGACACACGACAGCGGACUUCAUCCACCAGCUCCAAUCCUGUACCCGGUGCUGGUGCUGGUUCUUUAUGUCCCUGCUGCCAGGCUCACCCCUUCCCCGGCUGCCUACACUGUCAGGAGACCCCUCCCGCAUCAAACCACCCGGAGUUGCCGCAUUACUCGCUGCUCAACACCCAAGAAAGCACCCAGUCUUCUUCAGGGGCACCCAACAAAGAUACAACCUCGGAUGGAGAGGCCACAAAGAAGGCUGAGCCACAGGAACAGGAUGCGUCCCAACAAACACACACUCUGCCCACUGCACUGCCCCGCACUCUCAGGCCGCUCAGGAAGGGUGGUGAUGAGUCAUCUGAAGAGGAAGAGGGAGAGGUGGAUAGUGAAGUGGAGUUUCCAAGGAGACAGAGACCUCAUCGCUGUAUGAGCAGCUUCCAGUCGUACUCCACCUUCAGCUCAGAGAACCUGUCAGUGUCUGACGGGGAGGAGGGAAACACCAGCGACCACUCGCACAGCGGACCCCUGGAGAGGAUGAGCGCCAGCCAGGAGGAGCACCUGGAUGAGCUGCUGUCGCACACACCAGACAUCCCCAUUGACAUCUCCACCCAGUCGGACGGCCUCUCUGACAAGGAGUGUGCCGUCCGCAGGGUAAAGACACAGAUCUCACUGGGAAAACUGUGCUCUGAUGAACACAGCUACGAGAACCCGCUCCAGUUCGGCGACUCAGACUGUGACACGUCAGAAGCGGAGUGCUCCGACGCCACCAUUAGAAACAACAAAGUCGGGGCUCCUUCCUCGUGGUGAAACUCGCCCCAGGGCUCGGCUCUGUUUUUGCCUGGAGCGCCAUCAUGUUCCACUCUGCGCCGCAGAAAAUACAGCAAUAAGAGGACACCAUUGUAAACAAAGCUCCCUAUAGCAAAAGCCCCAUGUAAUCUGUCCCAGAAAC
Stegastes partitus (bicolor damselfish) is the source of this 3302-nucleotide messenger RNA. RefSeq names its product mitogen-activated protein kinase kinase kinase 13 (gene map3k13). The record is from RefSeq and is a predicted model, not a curated record. Gene Ontology annotation, biological process: JNK cascade; protein autophosphorylation. Gene Ontology annotation, molecular function: MAP kinase kinase kinase activity; ATP binding. Lineage: Eukaryota; Metazoa; Chordata; Actinopteri; Pomacentridae. The coding region runs from base 116 to 3160 and encodes 1014 amino acids. Gene Ontology annotation, cellular component: cytoplasm. The transcript has 14 exons.